UUUCCAGCCUUCCGCCUGGGUCCGGGGGUGGGUCUUGAGACCUCCCGUUCCUCCUGAGUUUGAGGCCCCGCGUCUCCCCAGCGAGGACAGCACGCACCUCGGACUCGAUUCCCGCACGGGUUCCCUCUUCUGCGUCCAGUGAGGCGACACAGGGCGGAGGGUGCUGGUGGGGAAGCUAACCUGAAAUUCAGGGAGAAGAAAAUUCGCCGAUCCCACCCAUCUCCUUUUUAGAACUCAAAUCAUAAACUGGCCACUCUCAGCUCAGUUUGAGGAAUCUGCACAAUUUACAAGAGAAUAUGGGUUCUGCCACAGGAAGAUGGUUCUACCUACUGGGCUGCAUUAUGCUGAUCAACCUGGUUAAUGCUGAUUUUGAAUUUCAAAAGGGAGUACUUGCCAGUGUCAGCCCAGGGAUUACAGAAGACAUUGAUCUCCAGUGUUGGAAUGCUUGCUCUUUGACACUGAUAGAUCUCAAAGAACUCAAGAUAGAGCACAAUGUGGAUGCUUUCUGGAAUUUCAUGUUGUUCUUGCAGAAAUCCCAGAGACCUGGACAUUAUGCUGUCUUCUUAAACAUAGCUCAGGAUUUCUGGGACAUGUAUAUAGACUGCUUGCUUUCAAGGUCUCAUGGAAUGGGCAGAAGACAGGUGAUGCCUUCCAAGUAUAAUUUUCCACAGAAAAUAACAGGAGGUAAUUUAAAUGUGCAUUUAAGAGAGUAG
Molecule: messenger RNA, 713 nt
Organism: Sciurus carolinensis (gray squirrel)
Lineage: Eukaryota; Metazoa; Chordata; Mammalia; Rodentia; Sciuridae
Gene: Fam237b
Product: family with sequence similarity 237 member B
Exons: 2
Coding region: 297-713 (138 amino acids)
Source: RefSeq, a predicted model, not a curated record